AUGUCGUCAGAAACCGAUCUUCGCCAUGCCAUCUCUAUGAGACCGCACCCCUUCCACACGCACCCGCACGCCAACAUCUCACGAUCGGAAAGCCCCGCAGCGUCACAUCCUCAGUCCCGGCACGACCCGAUCGUACCUGAAGCUCAGCCGCCACUAGUCCACAAUAAAAGCGCGGCCUCGAAGUUUGGUCACAGCACUGCUUUCGAGGCGGUCACCCCAGAUGACGACAACGGCGUCGACCCAAUCGCCCGUCAUGUACGCGAGAGCAGAGACGACGAUGCCGGCACGCUGCAGGGGCGGGAGGACGGCGAUCUGGAAAGACAGACACCGCCAAGGUACAGCGUGGAGGCUGAUCCGUACAAUCUUGCCAAAGGACUGAAGACGGAGGAUGAGAUCGCAGCUAUAAAGGCGAAUACCUCGCGAAAAAGAGCGACCGCAGGCAGGUCGUCCGGCAUCCAUCUGCCUCUGUAUAGUUCAGGCAAAGACGCCUUGCAUGCACGCAAAGUUGGCAGCUUUUACGAGAACCAGAAUGAGAACAUUGAGCGACUCCUUAAGCCCGUUGACGAUCACCGUCGCGAGGCCAAGGAGCUCGAGGGUGAUACCCAGCUCAAGUACAGGCUCGCAGUCGUCGGCUCCUUCGCGGCAAACAUAUGUCUCGCCAUCCUGCAGAUAUAUGGUGCUACGUCUUCAGGAUCUCUUGCUCUGUUCACUACCAUGGCUGAUGCCAUCUUCGAUCCGGCAAGCAAUAUCUGCCUCAUUUUGUGCAACCGUGCCGUAAAGCGCGUAGAUGCGCGCAAGUAUCCAAGUGGCAAGGCCCGAAUUGAAACAGCGGGCAACAUUGCCUUCUGCUUCCUCAUGACGGCCGUAUCACUUAUCAUCAUUGUCCAAUCCAUCGUCGAGAUCUCCCAGGGAAGCAAUGACUGGAAUGGAACACGCGGCUUCCAUCUUCCAGCUGUCAUUGCUGUUGCCAUCGCCUUCGUGACGAAACUGAUGCUUUUCCUGUAUUGCUACGCGCUGCGGAACAUCUACAGCCAGAUCAGGAUUCUGUGGGAGGACCACCGGAAUGACCUCCUUAUCAACGGCAUUGGUCUUGGCUUCUCAUUAAUGGGCUCUUUCGUCCGCUGGUGGAUCGAUCCUAUGGGCGCCAUCAUUCUUUCGCUCAUCAUCAUCACCCUUUGGCUCCGCACCGCACGCUCGGAGUUCAUGCUCUUGAUCGGCGUAUCCGCGGAUACUUCGACGCUCCAGCUCAUCACCUAUGUCGCGAUGACGCACUCUCCAGCCAUCUCGGCAAUCGACACAGUGCGAGCCUACCACUCGGGUCCACGGCUCAUUGUCGAAGUGGACAUUGUCAUGGAUCCUGAAGACUCCCUGCGAAACACUCACGAUGUCGCAGAAGAGCUUCAGACCAAAUUGGAGAACCUUCCCCACGUUGAGCGUGCGUACGUGCAUGUAGAUUAUGAGACGAGCCACAAGCCGGAGCACUACCUCAAGAAGGAGUUGUGA
This is a messenger RNA of Verruconis gallopava, 1503 nucleotides long. RefSeq lists its product as uncharacterized. The record is from RefSeq and is a predicted model, not a curated record. Bases 1 to 1503 code for a protein of 500 amino acids. NCBI's taxonomy places the organism in Eukaryota, Fungi, Ascomycota, Dothideomycetes, Venturiales, Sympoventuriaceae. The transcript has 2 exons. Gene Ontology annotation, cellular component: membrane. Gene Ontology annotation, biological process: transmembrane transport; monoatomic cation transport. Gene Ontology annotation, molecular function: monoatomic cation transmembrane transporter activity.